AUGAGCUCAUCGGGUGCCAGGAUUCACGGUGAUCUUAACGGUAUUCCGGGUUUUACUGGUGUCCUUGACUGGUCGGGCUGUAGUUGGAUUUACAUCCACGGUAUUCCGGGUCUUACUGAGCUUGCUUUCGAGUUCCUUGUUACUCAGCUGCUAGCUCGAGGAAGAGUGCUCCGGGGCUCCGCGACUCCGGUUUAUAUAACUCUUUCGGCUGACGGUGGGGACAAAAUAAGCUUUGCCAUUGGUCCGGGAGCUCCUAUACCCCUUCCACUGUACUUUGACUGGCGCGCAUAUUCGCGGCGCAUCGCGGCUUCCGAGUCGCCUGGCCCGCGAGCUCCGACUUUCCUUGACGCGGUCUUUGGUUCGCGUGCACCUUUACGGCGCAUCGCGAUUCCCGAGCUGCUUACUUGGCGGUAA
Molecule: messenger RNA, 414 nt
Organism: Cotesia congregata
Lineage: Eukaryota; Metazoa; Arthropoda; Insecta; Hymenoptera; Braconidae
Source: the annotation of a GenBank genome assembly